AAAUAGAGAGGAACCAGUCAAAAGCAACAUCAUACAGACAUACCGAUUUACUCGAGUACCGUUCGGGUUAACAUCCAGUCCAUUUCUCUUAGUAGCAACGCUGAGGAAGCAGUUAAAGCAAGAGAAUACGGAAACAGUGAAGGAAAUUUUGAAUAACUUGUACGUGGAUAAUGUAAUGUUAAGAGCCAAGUCAGUAAAAGAAGCAGCGCAGAAGUACAGCGAAACGAAAGUAUUAUUCCAAAGUGCUAAGAUGAUUAUUCGCGAAUUCGUCAACAAUUGUCAAGAAGAUUACAAGAAAUCUGAAUUACUUUUACUGCAACAAGCACAAACAAAAAGUAUCAGUGAAGAAGAGAAAUGGAAAUGGGAACUUGGCAGAGAUGAAAAUCAAAUUUGGAGAUGCAAUGGACGAAAUCGUUCUGGAGUCAGUACAACCGUGCAGAACAGUUGUUACGAAAAGGAAAAUCUUACACUUCAUAGCAUCAAAUUUCGAUCCACUUGGAUAGAUCACUUCAGUGUUGAUACCACUAAAAUGCUUUCUCCAGAAUUUAUGGAAAAAGAAUCACCAGUGGGAUAAAG
Molecule: messenger RNA, 576 nt
Organism: Gongylonema pulchrum
Lineage: Eukaryota; Metazoa; Nematoda; Chromadorea; Rhabditida; Gongylonematidae
Source: the annotation of a GenBank genome assembly